GCCAAUCAAGCUGUGCAACAAAACUCUGUACCCGUCGAGAUUAGGGGCUGGCAAGGUGGAUCUCGUGAUGAUCUCGUUUCAUUUAUUUCUAGAAAGACUAGGAUCCCAUUGAUGAAUGCUGUUGUGGAAGGUGAUGCCAUCAAAGGCUUCGUGAAGGAUAACAGAACCGCUGAGGAGUUGAAGAAAUGGAGUGGUGUUAGAUUUGCCGGUAAUGCUUUGAAGAUUGAAUUACCAGGAGCUGCUCAAUCUGGAAAUGCGUUGGAUUUCUUGAAAAGUUUCCUUUAUAGACGUUACAACGCCCAAGCUAAACUAUUGGAUUUAACAAACAUUGCAAGUGAUCAAGAUCUUCAAAGAAAUGGUGCAUUCAGCUCAAUCUCGGUGCAAUCCAAGAUGUUUCCUGCAUUAAUGAAACUAGCAUCUUUGGAGAAGUUUGAUGUGGAAAGUGUCAAUUUAUCCGAAAAUAACCUGGAGGAUCUAUCAGGUGUAACAACAUUGGCUCAAACGUUUCCAACAUUGAAAAAUUUAGCAUUAACAAACAACAAGAUAUCAAAACUGAGAUCAUUCGAAAUCUGGAAAAACAAAUUCAGACACCUUAGAGAAUUAAUUGUUGCUAAUAAUCCGGUGACAACAGAUCCACAAUAUAAAGAUGAAAUUUCCAAAAUCUUUCCAAGAUUAGCAAUAUUAGAUGGUGUUGUAAUUCGUGAUGAAAACAAAUUAUCAUCCAUAUAUCAAUUUCCAGUCUUGAAAAAACAAUUCUUUUUCGAAGAUCAAGAGAUUCAAACACUUUCCACACAAUUUAUUUCAAAUUUCCUAUCAUUUUGGGAUUCCGAUAGAUCUCAAUUAUUAUCAUUAUACUCACCUCAAUCACAAUUUUCAUUAUCAGUCGACUCAAGUGUCCCAAAUGAUUCGCCAGCUGCUCAAGUCUCAUUUGGUUUUUACAUUCCAAUUUCACGUAACUUGUCUCGUGUUUCAAGUGAACGUACUCGUCAACAAAGGUUAGGGACCGGUGCUGAACAAAUUUCCAAAAUCUUCAACAACAUUCCAAAAACUAAACAUACAUUACAAGAAACACCAGAACGUUAUUCAAUGGAAUCAUGGAGGUUCCCACAAGUGAAUGGGUUCAUAAUUACAUUGCAUGGUGAAUUUGAAGAAGUUGGUCAACCAAUACAAGAUGCAAACAAUAUCAAUAACCCCAGAGGCUCAAGACGUGGUGCAAUUGGUGGUCCAUCAAAUAAAUUGACAAAGAAAAGUUUUGAUAGAGAGUUUGUUGUUGUUCCAGGUAAUGGAUCCAUGAUUAUCGCUUCUGAUUUACUAAGCAUAAGACCAUUUGCCAACCAUAAUGCAUUUGUUGAAGAUAGCAUACCACAAUCACAAGUUCCACCAAGCACUGCACCAGCUUCAGCUACACCACAACCACAGCAACCUGGUUCUACUGGUUCUUCAGUCCCACCUUCAAGUCAAGGUGCUCCUGCCGGUCCUGAAGCACAAUUGGCCAAUUUACAACCACAACAACAAGAAUUCAUAAGUCGGUUGAACCAAGAGACAAAAUUGAACUUACAAUUCAGUAUAUUAUUGGCUGAACAAAGCUCUUGGAAUUAUGACUUGGCUAUCCAAGGGUUUAAAGCAUCUCAUGCACAAGGACAAAUUCCUAAUGAAGCAUUCAUGUGA
Hansenula anomala is the source of this 1668-nucleotide messenger RNA. It is a transcript of the gene MEX67, whose product is annotated as Mex67p. Gene Ontology annotation, molecular function: RNA binding; protein binding. The record is from RefSeq and is a predicted model, not a curated record. Gene Ontology annotation, cellular component: nucleus. Gene Ontology annotation, biological process: poly(A)+ mRNA export from nucleus. The transcript has a single exon. Lineage: Eukaryota; Fungi; Ascomycota; Saccharomycetes; Phaffomycetales; Wickerhamomycetaceae. The annotation marks the transcript as partial.